Bactrocera dorsalis (oriental fruit fly) is the source of this 825-nucleotide messenger RNA. It is a transcript of the gene Arpc3A, whose product is annotated as actin-related protein 2/3 complex subunit 3. The record is from RefSeq and is a predicted model, not a curated record. Gene Ontology annotation, biological process: regulation of actin filament polymerization; Arp2/3 complex-mediated actin nucleation. Gene Ontology annotation, cellular component: cytoskeleton; Arp2/3 protein complex. The coding region runs from base 249 to 731 and encodes 160 amino acids. Lineage: Eukaryota; Metazoa; Arthropoda; Insecta; Diptera; Tephritidae. The transcript has 4 exons. Gene Ontology annotation, molecular function: actin filament binding.
GACUUACGGCAAUUGUCAAUAUUUGCCUAGACUUUUCUGCAUUCGUACAUAAACCAAGAUUUCAAUAAUUUGAAAAUAUUUGCUUAUAAAUUAAAUUAGAUACCGAUCAAAUAAAAAAAAUUGAAAUACAGCAGACAUGCCGGUAAAUAUAAUAUCUUAAACAUACCGAAAUCAUAAAACCUUUUAAAGCAUAGCGGGGUGCGGCCUACCAUUCACAGAUUAAGGAAUUUCCCCAAGUGGUUGGAAAUAUGGCUAUAUUGCCUUUACGAACUCAAGCUCGUGGACCUGCUCCCAGUGCCAAUAUUGAAAACGAUAUCAUUGAUGAGUCACUAUAUUACUUCAAAGCAAAUGUUUUUUUCCGUACAUAUGAGAUAAAGUCUGAAGUUGAUCGCGUUCUCAUUUAUAUUACACUAUACAUCACCGAAUGUUUGAAGCGCUUACAACGCUGUAGCAACAAAAAUCAAGGCACACAAGAAAUGUACAGCUUAGCUAUUUCAAAAUUUGAUAUCCCUGGAGAUGCUGGAUUCCCAUUAAAUGCUGUUUAUGCUAGACCACAAAAUACACAAGAAGCAGAUUUAAUGCGCCAAUAUUUCUUACAACUGCGACAUGAAAUCGGAAAUCGUGUUUGCGAGAAAGUAUUCAACAGUGAAGAUGGAAAGCCCAAUAAAUGGUGGAUUUGUUUCGCCAAAAAGAAGUUUAUGGAGAAAUCUUUGUCUGGCCCUGGGCAAUAGACAUAAGUGAUGUCAAUUAAAUUCGCAACUACCAUUUAUUACAAAAUAUUUAGGCUCAAAAUGAAUAAUAAAGUGUUACAUAUAUAUAAUUGCA